ACAACCAAGAAACCAUCAAUAAAAAAAAAAAAUAGUCACACUUUCCAUCCCCUGAAAUUUAUAAAAUCAUCCAAUCCAAUCCAAAUGAUGAUUAACAUCAAGUUGUGAACUAAUCAAGAAGUUGCUUCCAACCCCAAAAUUUCCCGUCAUGAUGGAAAACAGUGUGAAAAAGUUGGAGAGUGAAGUAGUGAUGAAAAGGGAAAGGAAUAGAGGGAUAUGGGAGUUUGAACACGGAAUGCCGGCGGAUGGCGGUGGGCAAGAUUUGAUAUUGGGAUUGGAUGGUGGGACUACUUCUACUGUUUGUAUAUCUAUGCCGGUUUUUUCGUUUGAUGAUGAUCGGCUUCCGCCUGACCCUCCUCCGGUUUUGGCUCGUGCUGUUGCGGGUUGUUCGAAUCAUAAUAGUGUUGGAGAAACUGCUGCAAGGGAGACACUUGAACGUGUUAUGGCAGAUGCUCUUUCAAAGUCAGGCUCUACUAGGUCUGCUGUUCGAGCAGUUUGUUUAGCAGUAUCAGGGGUUAACCAUCCCUCAGACCAGCAAAGAAUUCUAAGUUGGCUUAGAGCGAUAUUCCCAAAUGAUGUUAAAUGCUUUGUCCACAAUGAUGCUGUGGCUGCUAUGGCUAGUGGAACCAUGGGAAAGCUUCAUGGUUGUGUCCUAAUUGCUGGCACGGGAACUAUUGCUUAUGGGUAUACUGAAGAUGGAAGAGAAGCUAGAGCUUCUGGGGCAGGACCCAUUUUAGGUGAUUGGGGAAGUGGAUAUGGUAUAGCUGCAAUGGCAUUGACGUCAGUAGUGAGGGCUUAUGAUGGUCGUGGUCCACCUACUAUGCUUACAUCCAGAAUCCUACAUCAACUUGAGCUUUCUUCUCCAGAUGAGUUAAUAGGGUGGACAUAUGCUGAUCCAUCUUGGGCUCGCAUUGCAGCUUUGGUUCCUAUUGUUGUAUCUUGUGCCGAAGCCGGUGAUGAAGUGGCAAAUGGGAUAUUACUUGAUGCAGUUCAGGAGUUGGCCUUAAGCGUCAAAGCUGUUGUUUGCAGGCUCAGAUUAUGUGGUGAAGAUGGAAAAGAUGCUUGUCCUCUUGUUAUGGUCGGCGGUGUUCUUGAAGCCAAUAGGAAAUGGGAUAUAGGAAAAGAAGUCAUUAGUUGCAUUUCCAAGGAGUUCCCUAAGAUGGUUCCAGUCCGGCCUAAAGUUGAGCCAGCGGUUGGAGCAGCUUUGCUUGCGUGGAACUUUCUAAAGAAACAAUCCUAACAGGAAGCAUUGGGAAGUUGACAAUCUUUAGGUACGAGUCCUCCUUGGCAUGUUCACAUGUGCUUAGAGGCUUAAAAUAAAGAAAAAAUUAGUUAACCAUUAUUUAUGUUCAAGAUUUUCAGACUGUAUAGUUGCAAAGGAGGACAAAAAAACACAAACCAAACAACAUGAUUUGGCAUUGCAUAAUAGUUAUGCUGUAUUGAUCAA
Messenger RNA from Erigeron canadensis, 1447 nucleotides. RefSeq names its product N-acetyl-D-glucosamine kinase. The transcript has 8 exons. The coding region runs from base 149 to 1240 and encodes 363 amino acids. NCBI's taxonomy places the organism in Eukaryota, Viridiplantae, Streptophyta, Magnoliopsida, Asterales, Asteraceae. The record is from RefSeq and is a predicted model, not a curated record.